Molecule: messenger RNA, 1216 nt
Organism: Phragmites australis (common reed)
Lineage: Eukaryota; Viridiplantae; Streptophyta; Magnoliopsida; Poales; Poaceae
Product: expansin-A23-like
Exons: 3
Coding region: 169-981 (270 amino acids)
Biological process (GO): plant-type cell wall organization
Cellular component (GO): extracellular region
Source: RefSeq, a predicted model, not a curated record
GGCUGUGCAUCUAUAUAUUCGUACCCAAUCAUCGCACAAUAAUCAUCACAACAAAGUCCAUUCAAUUCCAUACAAAGGAACAAACCAGUUCUUGCAGGCUGCGGCUCAAGUUCCUGACCAACAAGACUUUCGUGCAGUGUUUUGAGGCACAAAAACCGAGCGACUGGUAUGGCGACUAUGGCCCCAGCUCGAGUUUUCACUGCCGUGUUGCUCGCAGUCGGCUGGGUGUUGGCCGUGGCCGCUAACGACGUCGCCACCAACACUUCGUCGUCUCCGGCGCCGGGCGGAUGGCUGAAGGCGAAUGCGACGUUCUACGGCGGCGCUGACGCCUCCGGCACCAUGGGUGGUGCGUGCGGGUAUGGGAACCUGUACACGCAGGGAUACGGCACACGGACGGCGGCGCUGAGCACGGCGCUGUUCAACGACGGCGCGUCCUGCGGGCAGUGCUACAAGAUCGCUUGCGACCGCAAGAGGGCGGACCCGAGGUGGUGCAAGCCCGGCGUCACGGUAACCAUCACGGCCACCAACUUCUGCCCGCCCAACUGGGACCUCCCAAGCAACAAUGGCGGUUGGUGCAACCCGCCGCGGCCACACUUCGACAUGGCGCAACCGGCCUGGGAGAAGAUCGGCGUCUACCGUGGAGGCAUCAUCCCCGUCAUGUACAGAAGAGUUCCAUGUGUGAAGCGAGGUGGCGUGAGGUUCACGAUCAACGGACAUGACUACUUCAAUCUUGUGCUUGUGACCAAUGUUGCAGCAGCCGGUUCGAUCAAAUCAAUGGAUGUCAAGGGCUCCAACUCGACUGGUUGGAUGCCAAUGGUGCGCAAUUGGGGUGCGAACUGGCACUCUCUAACGUAUCUCACCGGGCAAAUGCUCUCAUUCAGAUUGGCAGACACCGAUGGACAAACCAUUGUGUUCACAAACGUGGUGCCACGAGGAUGGAAGUUUGGCCAGACAUUUGCAAGCAAGCUGCAAUUCAAGUGAGGAUGCUCCGCAGUAUUUCCUUGUGAUUGAUUUAUGAGCGUAUGACUUACAAACGGUCAAACUUACUGGAAGUUCAUUCAGUUGUACACUAUGUGCAUUACAUGUAAAUAGAUACUGAUCCAACAGGCACUACUACCGCUUGUACCUCUCCUGUUAUUUAACUUUUGACUGUAUAUGUUUGUGUAUAUAUAUAUACACACACAAACACACACACUUGUGUUUAUAUAAAUUUUAU